GAUUUCUUCUCCGAUUCCUAUUGCUCCUUUCACUCCGAGAAAUCAAACUUUUCUCCGUCGAUCACAACCUGAGUCCUCUCCUUCCCUCUCUCCGACCUCACGAUUCGUGUUGUGAUCUCUCCUCCUCUGCAAACCCUAAUUAAACCCUCACUCGUUACCCCUAUCUUACUGAUUCCCAAUCCUCCCGUCUUCUCUUUAUCUCGGACAAUCAUUUAUUGAUUCUUUAGUAAACUAUUAUCUGUUGUUUAAUCAAGCAUGCCAAGAGAAAUGAAUUUGCAACAAGGACCACUACCCAAGUCUUAUGCUAAUGGAUUUGGUCGUCGAAGAGGAGGUGACAGAGAUGUAGGGGUUAGGCUGGAAAAUAAGUUGCAGUUUGGAAAAUCCAACCCAGGAAGAAUAUCAAAUGCAGCUGGUGGCAAGGUUGGAGGUCCUUCCCCCGAUCGUUUAGUGUAUUUGGCAACAUGUCUUAUUGGUCAUACGGUGGAGGUCCAUGUGAAAAAUGGAUCAAUAUUCACUGGAAUAUUUCAUGCAACAGAUGCAGAAAGAGAUUUUGGAAUCAUAUUGAUGAUGGCUCGCUUGAUAAAAGAUGGUACUCUGCAAGGAGAGAAGGCUUUUGCAGAGUUUGUUAGCAAGGCUCCAUUAAAGACUUUAGUUAUACCUGCCAAAGAACUUGUCCAAGUUAUAGCAAAGGAUGUUGCUGUUACUAAGGAUGGCCUUGCAAGUGAGCUCCGACAUGAAAAGCUGCAAGAAAUUAUGACAGACUCUGCAAUAUCACAAUCUCAUCGUGUUGAGAUGGAGAGAGAGUUGGAACCCUGGGUUCCUGAUGAAGAUGAUCCACAGCAUCCAGAACUAGAAAAUAUAUUUGAUGGCCAUGGGAAUAGGAACUGGAAUCAGUUUGAGACAAAUGAACUUCUUUUUGGGGUAAAAAGUACCUUCAAUGAAGAACUGUAUACUACGAGGCUUGAAAAAGGUCCUCAGAUGAGAGAGUUGGAAAAGGAAGCAAUGAGAAUAGCCAGAGAGAUUGAGGGUGAAGAUACCCAGGACCUGCAUUUAGCCGAGGAAAGAGGCCUUCAUCUUCACGAUAAUUUUGAUCUUGAUGAAGAGACCAGAUUUUCUUCAGUAUACAGGAGUAGAGGGGUUGAUGAUAGUGGAUAUGAAGAAGAUGAGGAGAUAGUGUUGGAUUCACACAAUAUUGAAACUUUUGGAGGUGCAUCUGCUUCUGUUAGUAACAAGCCUACAGAUUUCACCAGUUUAAAAUGCAGUGAAAGAGUUGUGCCAUCAAGCUCUUCCUUAAUGGAUGAGACACCAUCUUCACAAUCUACAAGUGUUGUGGAUAUAAACCUGUCUGGCUCUAAUGAUCUUGCUAGACAGCUGGUGUCUGAAGUUCCUUUUAGAAGUUCCUCUAACAGUGAAAGCAGGAUCCAGGACAAUUUGCCUGAUGAUUUUGAAGGAAGUAGUGAUCCUAAAGAUUCUGUAGAAAAUCAAUCGUUAACUAAGGAUCCUGACUUGUCAAUCCCUAUGGAUUCUCAAUCAUUAUUAAUUGACAAGACUAACAGCUGCAAUAAAGUAGAGCUAUCUGCAAACACAACUACUUCUGCUGUGGUGCAUGCUUCAUCAAAGGAUGGUGAAAAACUGAGUCUGAAUGAAGUCUCAGAAGACCCUGCAUCUAGCAAAGUGCCUGGGGAAGUGCAGUUAGUAAAUUCUCGUGGACAAGAAGGUAGUUCUACGUCAUCCAAUUCAGAUCAUGUUGGUGCUGCUGCUGCCUCAGCUUUCAGUCAUCCUGGCUUAUCUCCAAGCUCAUCAGUUGGUUCAUUAUCCUCUGAAAAGUCAACCCUAAAUCCCCAUGCAAAGGAAUUCAAACUCAAUCCUAAUGCAAAGAGUUUCACCCCAUCACAAACAACUGUUAGGCUUCGAUCACCAGUAUCAGAUGGUUCCUUUUAUUAUCCACCCAAUGUGUCUCCUGUAACGCAUAUCCAUGGCAUGCCUUUUGGUUUUGGGAUUGGACCAUCAUUUGCUCCACACCAGCCUCUUAUAUUUAACCAGGCAAUGGCACCAAUGCAGUCACCACAAGCAUAUAUUCAUCCAAAAGGACCUCAUCAGUAUGGGCAGCAGCAAAUGUUUCUUGAGCAGUCUAGGCAAGUUGUGUACAUGCCAAGCUACCCACCUGAAAUGCCAUACAAAGGACGGAAUUAGUAGCCAGUUAGUUUGCUGACUUCAUUCAGUUGUGAUCCAUUCUGCUCAUAAAGAAUAAACAUCUGAGAGACUGCUUAGAUCAAUUUUCUCGAAACAAAGCCAGGCAGCCCAUUAAAAAGAUCUUAUAGUUACUCAACCCCAUAUGUUCUGAGUGAUUGUUUUACACAUCCUCAGAGAUAAUUUCAUUACCUCGUAUGCUUCAUUCAUACCCAUGACACCAUGCCUUUAGACUUGUAGAAUCUCUUAACUAACUUGUACUAUCUGAUUUGUUGUUUAAUAUUAACAGUGUUUAGGAUCAAUUUGAAGUGUGCUCCAUAAAUUGUUUGUGUCUUUGGGUGUCGCUUUGUUUGCAUUUCUUAUGUAGGACACAAGCAAGCGUGAUAACUACUUCAGGAGUCUAUUACUUUGCCAAUAUUUUUGAUAAUAGAGUCGCAUUUUAGAA
This is a messenger RNA of Rubroshorea leprosula, 2635 nucleotides long. Lineage: Eukaryota; Viridiplantae; Streptophyta; Magnoliopsida; Malvales; Dipterocarpaceae. The record is from the annotation of a GenBank genome assembly.